Molecule: messenger RNA, 11031 nt
Organism: Mya arenaria
Lineage: Eukaryota; Metazoa; Mollusca; Bivalvia; Myida; Myidae
Product: dynein axonemal heavy chain 8-like
Exons: 69
Coding region: 62-10912 (3616 amino acids)
Biological process (GO): microtubule-based movement
Cellular component (GO): dynein complex
Molecular function (GO): dynein intermediate chain binding; dynein light intermediate chain binding; ATP binding
Source: RefSeq, a predicted model, not a curated record
GCACUUCAAACAUCGCCUUGUGGAAUCCCUUAUCAGGGCUACAAGGAUUUCACUGGAUGUAAUGAGGAAACGAUUCUUCUCAAGGGGCGGUGGAAUGCUUCACUUUGAGGAUGGUUCUGGAGGAACAAGUGAUAUCAGGAUUCCAUUCUUCACUGCUGACAUCACACUGGCUAUCCCAAAUGUGGUGAUGCAGCCAAGCCUUGAGGACAUACAGUCUACUCUGAACAAGGCCUGUCAGCUGGUUUUAGAUGUCUCCAAGGGAGUUCUCCAGUGGGGUCAGGACAGGAACUCCAUCGAAAACUUCUUUUCUUCUUCUAAGAAAAAAUCUAGCACUGACUGUAUUGUCCUAGAGCAGACAAUCAGGACCUAUUACAAGCCUGUUGCCGAGAAUAAGGAUGUGUCCAAAUAUGUAAUGAUGAUGUCGUCAGCUGUCUCCUCGUUGAAAGGGUCGGUUUUGGAGGCUCUACAGAGAUACUCGGACUACGCCUUUCUCUGGGAGAAAGACAGGCAGGAGGCUGUCACUGAAUUUACUGCUGAGAAUCCUAUCCUAUCUGAGUACAAGGCCAAGGUUACCAUGUUCAAGAAGCUGGAAACAAACAUUGAUGAUAUUGCUACAUCUGAAAUUGUCGGGCCAAUAGAACUCUUUACAGAGUCCCUGAAGCUUGCCCUGCGUGUUGAAAUCAAGCAGUGGAAGUUGAUGUUUGGCCGAGAACUGAAUGCCAACUACAAAAUCAAGCUGGAUGAUCUGCUAAUGUUUAUUGACGACAACAGCAAGCGACUCAGUCGACCAAUCAGAGACCUUGAAGAUGUGAGACAGGCUAUGACAGCUCUCGCUGAUAUUCGAGAGAAUCAGAUACAUAUGGACAUGUCCCUUGGUCCCAUCGAGGAAUCAUAUGCAAUGCUGAAUGACUUCGGUGUGACAAUUCCUAAAGAGGAGCAUGACAAAGUGGACACAAUGAGAUACUCCUUCCAGAAACUCAUAUUCAUAGCUAAUCAAACGCAAGAUAACCUUGUGCGCCUACAACCAGGGUUUAAGAAGGAGUUGCUGUCAUAUGUGGAGGUUUUCCAUAAAGAUGUUGGGGACUACACACUCAAUUAUGACAUAGAGGGACCCAUGGCAGAAGGCAUCUCUCCAGUGGAGGCUAAUGACAGACUUCAAGUGUUCCAGAGUCAGUUUGAUGAUCUAUGGACCAAAUUCAGUAUCUACAGCGCUGGAGAGCAGCUCUUUGGCCUCACUGUUACAGACUACCCCACACUUGCCCGCAUCAAAAAGGAACUAAACCUCCUACAGAAAUUGUAUGGCCUGUAUGGAGCUGUAAUGACCAGCAUCAAUGGAUACUUUGACAUUCUCUGGACUGAAGUGGACAUUGAGAAGAUCAACCAGGAACUAAGUGACCUUCAGAAUAGAUGUCGCAGGCUGCCUAAGGCCCUGAAGGAAUGGCAGGCUUUUCAGGAGCUGAAGAAGAAGAUCGAUGACUUCAGUGAAUCCUGUCCCCUCUUAGAAUUGAUGGCUAACAAGGCUAUGAAGGAGAGACAUUGGGACAGGAUGGCCAAGCUGACUGGUCACACAUUUGACUUUGACUCAGAGAACUUCACUCUCAGAGACAUCAUGAAGGCUCCACUACUUAAGUAUAAGGAAGAUAUUGAGGACAUCUGCAUCUCGGCUGUAAAAGAGAAAGACAUUGAAGCCAAGCUGUCCCAGGUUGUCACAGACUGGAAUGCUAGGGAACUGAGCUUUGCCAAUUUCAAAGUCAGGGGAGAACUUCUCCUGAAGGGAGGAGAGACUUCAGAAAUUGUUGCACUACUAGAAGACUCACUCAUGAUUCUGAGCUCCUUACUCAGUAACAGGUACAAUGCCCCCUUCAAGAAGAAGAUCCAGCAAUGGGUUGGCAAGUUAUCCAACACUACAGACAUUCUGGAGAGCUGGCUUAUUGUACAGAACCUUUGGGUCUAUCUGGAAGCUGUGUUUGUGGGAGGAGAUAUCGCAAAACAGCUUCCACAGGAAGCAAAGCGGUUCCAGAACAUUGACAAAUCCUGGGUGAAGAUCAUGGUGCGGGCUCAUGAGAUGCCAAAUGUAGUAGCGUGCUGUACAUCAGACGAAACCAUGGGUCAGCUUCUGCCCCAUCUUCUAGAACAACUUGAGCUCUGUCAGAAAUCUCUCACUGGGUACCUUGAGAAGAAGAGGCUGGUAUUCCCUCGGUUUUUCUUCAUUUCUGAUCCAUCCCUGCUAGAAAUUCUUGGUCAGGCCAGUGACUCACAUACAAUCCAGGCUCACUUGCUGGGAGUGUUUGAGAAUGUGAAUAAGGUGGAGUUUCACGAGAAAGACUACGACAGGAUACUGUCCGUCAUUUCCAGGGAGGGAGAAAAAAUUAUACUGGAGACGCCAGUGAUGGCCAAGGGCAAUGUUGAGCUAUGGCUUGGAGAAAUUCUCAGGGAACAGAUGAAAUCGCUACACGGUGUGAUCAGGGACGCAUUCAGGACCAUUGGAAAUCCGGACUUUGAACUUCUAGGCUUCCUGAACGACUUCCAAGCACAGGUUGGUUUGCUGGGCAUCCAAAUGAUUUGGACACGUGAUGCAGAAGAGGCCCUGACCCUGGCCCGGGCAGACAAGAAGAUCAUGCCAACCACAAACCAACGCUUCCUAGAUAUGCUGAACAAGCUUAUUGAUCAGACCACACAUGACCUUACCAAGGUGGAGAGAAUCAAGUUUGAAACACUUGUCACCAUUCAUGUGCAUCAGAGGGAUAUCUUUGAUGAUCUAACAAGAAUGCACAUCAAGUCUCCCACAGACUUUGAGUGGUUGAAGCAGGCCCGCUUCUACUUCAAGGAGGACACAGACACUUGUAUUGUACAGAUCACUGAUGUCGACUUUAUCUACCAGAACGAGUUCUUAGGCUGUACUGACCGGCUGGUCAUUACACCACUGACUGACAGAUGUUACAUCACCCUGGCUCAGGCCCUAGGAAUGUCCAUGGGAGGAGCCCCUGCCGGCCCUGCUGGUACGGGCAAGACUGAAACCACAAAAGACAUGGGCAAGGCACUGGGGAAGUAUGUGGUUGUCUUCAACUGUUCCGAUCAGAUGGACUUCAGAGGACUGGGCAGGAUCUACAAAGGACUGGCCCAAUCCGGCUCAUGGGGCUGUUUUGAUGAGUUCAACAGAAUAGAACUACCCGUUUUGUCAGUAGCAGCUCAGCAGAUCUACAUUGUGCUCACUGCCAAAAAGGAUAGAAAGAAGGAGUUUGUGUUCACUGACGGAGACAAUGUGGACCUUAACCCAGAGUUUGGGCUCUUUCUUACCAUGAACCCCGGUUAUGCUGGAAGACAGGAGUUGCCUGAGAACUUGAAGGUUCAGUUCAGAACAGUGUCCAUGAUGGUGCCAGACAGACAGAUUAUCAUGAGAGUGAAGCUGGCUGCCUGUGGUUUCCUGGAAAACGUGCUCCUGGCCCAGAAGUUUUACACCUUAUACAAGCUUUGUGAAGAACAGUUGUCCAAGCAAGUCCACUAUGAUUUUGGUCUGCGGAACAUCUUGUCAGUACUGAGAACUCUUGGAUCCAAUAAGAGAGCCAGGCCCAAUGAUACAGAGAGCACAAUUGUGAUGAGAGUGUUGAGGGAUAUGAACCUCUCAAAACUGGUGGAUGAAGAUGAGCCAUUGUUUAUGAGCUUGAUUGCUGACUUGUUCCCUGGUAUCACCCUGGACUCAGCCACAUACGCAGAGCUUCAAGUGGCAGUUGCUGGCCAAGUAGAGGCUGCAGGUCUUAUAAACCACCCAUCAUGGAACCUCAAAGUGGUACAGCUGUACGAGACACAGUGUGUGCGUCACGGCAUGAUGACUCUGGGCCCUAGCGGAGCAGGCAAAUCCUGCUGUAUCCAUGUACUGAUGAAGGCUAUGACUGAUUGUGGGGCUCCACACAGGGAAAUGAAAAUGAACCCCAAGGCCAUCACAGCCCCACAGAUGUUUGGGCGACUCGAUGUGGCGACUAAUGAUUGGACUGAUGGAAUCUUCUCAACACUCUGGAGAAGGACACUGAAGGCAAAAAAAGGAGAACACAUCUGGCUUGUCCUUGACGGACCAGUAGAUGCUAUCUGGAUUGAGAACCUCAACUCUGUGUUGGACGACAACAAGACUCUCACCCUGGCCAAUGGUGAUCGUAUCCCAAUGGCGCCCAAUUGUAAGAUUGUGUUUGAAGUGCACAACAUUGACAAUGCCUCCCCUGCCACUGUGUCACGUAACGGUAUGGUGUUCAUGAGCAGCUCUGCAUUGGACUGGAGGCCCAUUCUUCAGGGUUGGCUGAAGACGCGUACAGCUCAGGAGGGAGAUCUGCUGUAUGGCUUCUUUGACCGGGUAUUUGAUGAUGUGUACCGAUAUGUGAACCUCACUCUCAACAUGAAGAUGGAUAUCUUGGAGUGUAACCAGAUCAGACAGGCCACUGACUUACUGGAGGGCCUAAUACCUAAGAGAGAUGACAAAGGCAAUCUGCCAGCUCACCACCUGGAAAAACUAUUCAUAUUUGCCAUCAUGUGGAGUCUCGGCGCACUUCUUGAGUUAGAAGACAGAGCUAAGAUGGAGAGAUUUAUGGUGGAUAAUGAAGUAGCAUCUCUUCCACCCAUCAAGGAUGAUGAAACCAUGUUUGAGUACCUUGUCAAUGAGAAGGGAGAAUGGAUCCACUGGAUGCAUCGUGUAGAUGAAUAUCUCUAUCCUGCUGACAGUGUACCAGAUUUCAGCUCCAUCCUCGUUCCCAAUGUGGAUAACGUCAGGACUAACUUCCUUAUUGACACCAUUGCCAAGCAAUACAAGGCUGUUUUGCUGAUAGGAGAACCUGGUACAGCCAAAACAGUUAUGAUCAAGGGUAACAUGGCAAAGUAUAAUCCAGAUGUCCACCUUGGCAAGAGCUUCAACUUCUCUUCCGCAUCAACUCCCUGCAUGUUCCAGAGAACGAUUGAAAGCUAUGUUGACAAGCGUAUGGGAAGUACAUAUGGCCCUCCAGGUGGAAGACGUAUGACAGUGUUCGUAGAUGAUAUUAACAUGCCCAUCAUUAAUGAAUGGGGAGAUCAGGUGACCAAUGAGAUCACACGGCAGAUGAUGGAGAUGCAUGGCAUGUACAGCCUGGACAAACCCGGAGACUUUAUCUCCAUAGUUGACCUACAAUUUAUAGCAGCCAUGAUCCAUCCUGGAGGGGGCAGGAAUGACAUACCAGAGAGGCUCAAACGGCAGUUCUGUAUCUUCAACUGUACACUUCCCUCCAACAACUCCAUCGACAAGAUCUUUGGAAUAAUUGGAUGUGGCUACUUCUGUCCUACAAGGUUUGAACCAGAGGUGUGUGAGCUGACAAAACUCCUUGUUCCUGCUACUAGGAGCCUCUGGCAAGCUACAAAGGUGAAGAUGUUGCCUACACCAGCAAAGUUUCACUACAUCUUCAACCUUCGAGAUUUGUCUCGUAUCUGGGAAGGCAUGUUGAAAGUUAAAGGAGAGGAGUGUAGAGAUGUGAGAACCACGUUGGGGCUGUGGAAGCAUGAGUGUACCAGGGUCAUUGCUGACAGAUUCACCAACGCUGAAGACAAGAAGUGGUUUGAGAAAGCGAUGACCAGCAUCUGCCAAAAUAAUGUUGGUGAGGAAUACCUCUCCCAACUUCCAGAAGAGCCAAUCUUUGUGGACUUUCUACGGGAGGCCCCUGAACCUACAGGAGAGGAGUCAGAGGAUGCAGUACUUGAGGCUCCCAAGAUCUAUGAGACUGUGUACAACCUUGAGAUAUUGAAUGAGAAGUUGAAGAUGAACAUGAUCCAGUAUAAUGAGACUGUGAGAGGAGGAUCCAUGGAUCUUGUGUUCUUUAAAGAUGCAAUGGUGCAUCUCAUCAAGAUCUCACGCAUCAUCCGGACACCUCGGGGAAAUGCCUUGCUUGUUGGUGUGGGUGGUUCAGGCAAACAGUCCCUAACGAGGCUAGCUUCCUUUAUAGCUAACUACAAGAUGUUCCAGAUUACACUUAGCAGGACGUACAGUGUGAGCAAUCUCAUGGAUGAUCUCAAGUACCUGUACCGAGUUGCGGGUGGAGAGGGUAACGGAAUCACCUUCAUCUUCACAGACAAUGAGAUCAAGGACGAAGCCUUCCUAGAGUACCUCAACAAUGUGCUCAGCUCUGGAGAGGUGUCUAAUCUGUUUGCCAAGGAUGAGUUGGAUGAGAUUACCCAGGAGCUGAUUCCGAUCAUGAAGAAGGAGUUUCCCCGCCGGCCUCCAACACCUGAAACCCUGUACGACUACUUCAUCUCACGGGCUAGAAAUAACCUACAUUGUGUACUCUGCUUUUCACCAGUAGGAGAGAAGUUUCGAAACAGAUCGCUCAAGUUCCCGGGUCUGAUCUCCGGUUGUACGAUGGACUGGUUUAGUAAAUGGCCUCGUGACGCUCUUGUGGCUGUAUCCAACCAUUUCUUGUCCAACUUCGAUGUGGUGUGCUCACCUGAGAUCAAGCAACAACUAGUGAACAAUAUGGGGGUUGUGCAUGACAACGUGGCUUCAGUGUGUGUAGAGUAUUUCCAAAGGUUCCGGAGACAGACUCAUGUGACCCCCAAAUCCUACCUCUCUUUCUUGGAUGGUUACAUUACACUGUACAAACAGAAGCAUGAGGAGAUAGGAGAGCUAGCUCAACGUAUGAACACCGGUCUGGAGAAGCUCAUUGAGGCUAGCGUAUCAGUGGACCAACUGUCUAAGGAGCUUGUGGUUAAAGAGAAAGAUCUGGCUGUGGCUAAUGUAAAGGCAGACAAGGUGUUAGUGGAGGUGACAGCCAGUGCCACUGCAGCUGAGAAGGUGAAGGCCUCAGUACAGGUAGUGAAGGACAGGGCCCAGAACCUUGUAGACGAAAUCAACGUUGAGAAAGAUUAUGCUGAAGGCAAGCUUGAGGCAGCCAAACCGGCCCUCGCAGAGGCCGAGAGAGCUCUACAGACUAUCAAAUCGUCCGACAUUGCAACAGUGAAAAAGCUUGGCAAGCCACCCCACCUUAUCAUGCGUAUCAUGGACUGUGUGCUGCUGCUGUUCCAGAAAAAGAUUGAUACAGUUACUCAGGAUCCUGAGAGACCUUGUCCAAAACCUUCCUGGAGUGAAUCUCUCAAGCUGAUGAGCGGUUCAGGAUUUCUACAGAAUUUGGUUGCCUUCCCUAAGGACACAAUCAAUGGUGAAACAGUGGAACUACUUGAGCCUUACUUGAGAAUGGAGGAUUUUAAUCUUGAGACUGCCAAGAAAGUGUGUAGUAAUGUGGCCGGUCUCCUAUCGUGGGCAACUGCUAUGGCUUUCUUCUAUGGAAUCAACAAGGAAGUCCUUCCCCUUAAGGCUAACCUGGCUGUACAAGAGGCAAAACUAGGUGCAGCCUCUGUUGAACUCAACAAAGCUCAGGCACAGCUGGACGAGAAACAGAAAGAACUGGAUGCUGUACAAGCUCUCUAUGAUGGGGCAAUGAAGGAAAAACAAGAACUGUUAGAUGAUGCAGAGUCUUGCAAGAGAAGAAUGGUGGCAGCCUCGGCCCUGAUUGGAGGACUUGGAGGGGAAAAGAUUCGCUGGACAGAACAGAGCAAGCAGUUCAAGUCACAGAUUGAACGGCUGGUAGGUGAUGUUCUCCUGUGUACUGGGUUUCUGUCCUACUCCGGUCCAUUCAACCAAGAGUUCAGGAACAAGCUCAUCGGUAACUGGCAGAAGGAGAUGUACCAGAGAAAAAUACCCUUCACAACCGAGCUUAACCUUAUCAACAUGCUGGUGGACAAUGCUACAAUUGGAGAUUGGAACAUGCAAGGCCUGCCCAAUGAUGACUUGUCCAUCCAGAAUGGUAUCAUCACCACCAAGGCCACACGCUACCCUCUCCUCAUUGACCCCCAGGGGCAGGGCAAGAGCUGGAUUAAAAACAGGGAGAAAGAUAGGGAAUUACAGGUCACAUCUCUGAACCACAAGUAUUUCCGUACCCACCUGGAGGAUGCUUUGUCUCUCGGUCGGCCUCUUCUUAUUGAAGAUGUAGGUGAAGAGUUGGAUCCAGCUCUCGAUAACGUGCUAGAGAAAAACUUUAUCAAGUCGGGAUCAACUUUUAAGGUGAAGGUUGGAGACAAGGAGUGUGACAUCAUGAAUGACUUCUACCUCUACAUCACCACCAAACUGGCCAACCCUGCCUACACUCCAGAGGUGAGUGCGAGGACCUCCAUUAUUGACUUCACUGUCACCAUCAAGGGUCUGGAAGAUCAGCUGCUUGGAAGAGUCAUCCUCACUGAAAAACAGGAAUUGGAGGCUGAGCGCGUGAAGCUGAUGGAAGAUGUGACGGCAAACAAGCGUAAGAUGAAGGAACUAGAAGAUAACCUGCUCUACAAACUAACCAGUACAAAGGGUUCUCUGGUAGAUGAUGAAUCGCUUAUUACUGUGCUGGGAGUGACCAAGGUAACGGCAUCAGAGGUCAGUGAGAAACUGACAGUGGCUGCAGAGACUGAGAUCAAAAUCAAUGAAGCCAGAGAAGAGUUCAGGCCAGUGGCAACUAGAGGCAGUAUCCUGUAUUUCCUGAUCUGUGACAUGACCAUUGUGAACAAGAUGUACCAGACCUCUCUCUUACAAUUUCUUGGCAUCUUUGACAUCUCAAUGGCAAGAUCUGAUAAGAGCCCAGUACCUGCCAAGCGUAUCCAAAACAUCAUUGACUACUUGACAUUUGAGUCAUUCCGCUACACGUGCCGAGGUCUUUAUGAAGAACACAAAUUCCUCUUUGUGUUGCUCAUGACCUUCAAGAUUGACAUGCAGCAGGGCUGUGUUAAGCAUGAUGAAUUCCAGACAUUCAUCAAAGGUGGAGCGGCCCUUGACUUAAAUGCCGUGACCCCAAAGCCAUUCAGAUGGAUCUCAGACAUAACCUGGCUAAAUCUAGUCCAGCUGAGUGGCCUGGGCCAGUUCUCUGAGAUUCUCAACCAGGUGACCCGCAAUAACCAAGGCUGGAAGGCGUGGUUCGAUACUGAUGCACCUGAGGAGGAGAUUAUGCCUGAUGGAUACAAUGCUGCACUCGACUCAUUCAAGAAACUUCUCUUGAUCAGAUGUUGGUGUCCGGACCGCACGGUCCCCCAGGCUAGGAAGUAUAUCAGUGACAGUAUGGGCUCUGCAUAUGCUGAGGCUGUGUUGUUGAACCUUGAAGCCACCUGGGAAGAGAGUGACACUCGCACACCCCUGAUUUGUUUCCUCUCGAUGGGAUCGGACCCAACUAACCAGAUAGAAGGGCUCUGUAAGAAGAGACAGCUAGAGUUUAGAGCAAUAUCGAUGGGCCAGGGACAGGAAGUCCAUGCCAGAAAACUAAUCCAUGCUUUUAUGCAGACUGGUGGCUGGACACUGCUCCAGAACUGCCAUCUGGGCCUUAACUUCAUGGACGAGCUGCUAGAUACGCUGGUACAGACCCCGCAGAUACAUGAGAACUUUCGUGUUUGGAUUACAACUGAGCCUCAUGACCAAUUUCCCAUAAGUCUAUUACAGGCCUCCAUCAAGUUUACCAAUGAGCCACCCCAGGGAAUCAAGGCUGGCUUGAAGAGAACAUAUGCUGGAAUCAGUCAGGACUAUCUGGAUGUCUGCUCCAUGCCACAGUGGAAACCUAUACUCUUCGGAGUCUCCUUCCUACAUACUGUUGUACAGGAAAGAAGAAAGUUUGGACCCCUUGGUUGGAACAUUCCCUAUGAAUUCAAUUCGUCCGAUUGGCAGGCUAGCGUGCAGUUUUGCCAAAACCAUCUUGAUGAUAUGGACAUGAAAAAGGGAGUGUCCUGGGUGACAGUUCGCUAUAUGCUUGGAGAGGUACAGUAUGGAGGCAGAGUCACUGAUGACUAUGACAAGAGGCUUCUCAACACAUUUGCCAGGGUGUGGUUUGGAGACUUCAUGUUUGCAGACAGCUUUCAGUUCUACACUGGCUACAAGAUCCCCAAGGUUAAGACGUAUGACAUGUUUAUGCAGCACAUAGAGCUUCUACCACUGGUCGACUCACCGGAGGCUUUUGGACUCCACCCAAAUGCUGACAUCACGUACCAGACCAACAUGGCAGCCAACAUUUUGGACACCACUAUGAGUAUCCAACCCAAAGAAGGAGGAGCUGGAGCUGGUGAGAGCAGGGAAACGGUUGUGUUCCGUAUGGCUGAGGACAUGCUCGAUAAACUUCCGGCAGAUUACAUUCCUCAUGAGGUAAAGGACAGGUUAAGGAAGAUGGGCCAUCUUCAUCCCGUUAACAUCUUCCUGAAGCAGGAGAUUGAUCGUAUGCAGAGAGUGAUCAAUAUUGUCCGCAUAACCCUCAGUGAUCUUAAACUGGCCAUAGAGGGAACCAUCAUCAUGUCAGAGAACCUGCGUGAUGCCCUGGACAACAUGUUUGAUGCCAAGGUUCCAAACCUGUGGCGUAAAAUCUCCUGGCAGUCUUCCACUCUGGGAUUCUGGUACACUGAACUGCUUGAGAGGAAUGAACAGUUUAAUCGCUGGAUAUUCCAGGGGAGGCCUGAUGUAUUCUGGAUGACUGGGCUAUUCAACCCACAAGGUUUCCUAACAGCUAUGCGACAGGAGGUAACUCGAGCUCAUAAAGGCUGGGCGCUGGACUCUGUCACCUUACACAAUGAUGUUCUCAAAGCAAGCAAGGAGGACAUCACAAGUCCACCAGCGGAGGGCGUGUACAUCUUCGGCCUGUACCUUGAUGGAGCCUCCUGGGAUAGGCGUAACUGUCGCCUUGCAGAGUCUCACCCCAAGGUGUUGUUCACGCUGCUCCCUGUGGUUCACAUGUAUGCCAUCAACUCAACAGCGCCCAAAGACCCCAGGCUCUAUCAGUGCCCCAUUUACAAGAAGCCCCAAAGGACCGAUCUCACCUAUAUAUCGUUCAUUGUUCUGAAAACCACACAAAGUCCUGAUCACUGGACACUUCGAGGUGUAGGAGCCUUGUGUGACAUCAAGUAACUUAUUGACAUUUUUUGAAGCAAACUAGGCUUCUAUUUAUUAAUGCAGUUUUGUUUUAAUUUAUUUGUUCUUUCUCAUUUAUAAUGUUAAGAAUUACUGAAAUAAACUACUUAGAUUUA